UGUAAUGUCUUUUCACUAUCUUGAUUUGUAGAUGCCUCAUCAUCUCCAUGAUCAUAUCUCUUAGGUUCAUAGGUUUCUGAAUAAAGAAAAAAAGCACAUUAGACUUGUCCUCUCGUUUCUUUCUUCUUUUCAUUUUAGUGGGUGCUUGUUUGAUGAUUGAAUGAAAAUUCUCAGUUUAUAAGGGUAGAACAAGGAGAGAAAAUGGUCUAAAUCAAAAUAAAUAGUUGAGAAUAUUCCUGAGAGAUUGUUUUGUUUUAUUUUUUUGACUGGGGAAAAAAAGAUAGAAUCAGAAUUAUUAUGCCAAAGGAAUUGGAUUCAAUGGUUCAUGUCCUCAUUACAUAAAAGUUAUAUUUAACUUGCUGAAUGUGAGUCUCAUACUCUCCUUGUUAUUCAUACAUCAAAGCUACUUUUCACCUUCUGAACUUAGGCUACUGUGUGGUGUUGUGCUCUUUUUUUCAAUGACUCUGGCUAAUGAUUUUGGAUAUUCAACCGCUAUGUCUUCAUCUUUCUCACCUCUACAUGCCACUGUAGAAGACAGAUACCGCAAGUUUCCAAACUCUUAUUGGGGUUCAUCAGGGCAGGAGCUGAUGAACAACCCUGUCCCCUAUCAGGUGGUCAGCUCUAGUGGUGGAUAUAUGUCUGGAUAUUGCAACGUUUCAGCCGUCUCAGCUCAUGGAAGGACUUCCCAGACACAGCCACCUGUCUCCACCAUGCCAAGUGACAGUUUGGCUAUGCAGUCUUCAUUGAUUAAUAAUCAUCACCCUCAGGAGUUUUCAGAUCCACUUGACGAGUUCUUUGAUUUCUCUCACCAUGUUUCUGCUCCUAAUCCACAAACAGAUGGUAGUGGAGUAAAGUUGGUUCCAUCCGUGGAGCUUCACGAGAAAAGCGAAUGGCAAACUUGGGCUGAUCAGUUGAUGUCUGUUGACAAUGGUUCAGAACCGAACUGGUCUGAACUUCUAGGAGAACCAAGUCCACACAAUCCAAACUCACAGGUUCAGUCAUGUCAUGAUUUGCAACAGACACCGACACCACCAAGGCAAGAGAUAAUAGCUAACCAGCAGCAUCAGGCGGUUUCCUCGGAAGAGCAGCUCGGUGGUAGAAACUCAUCAGCUAGUGGAGCAACAUCUAAACAGCGCAUGCGUUGGACACCAGAGCUUCAUGAGGCGUUUGUUGAAGCUGUUAAUCAGCUUGGUGGUAGUGAACGAGCCACGCCUAAGGCUGUUUUGAAGCUCUUGAAGAACCCUGGCUUGACUAUUUAUCAUGUUAAAAGCCAUCUGCAGAAGUACAGAACGGCUAGGUAUAAACCGGAGACUUCAGAAGCUACAGGAGAACCUGAAGAGAAGAAGAUCACAUCCAUUGAAGAUAUCAAAUCUCUUGACAUGAAGACGAGCGUUGAGAUCACACAAGCUCUAAGGUUACAGAUGGAAGUUCAGAAACGUCUCCAUGAGCAGCUCGAGAUCCAACGGUCCCUGCAGUUACAGAUCGAAAAACAAGGCCGACAGCUACAGAUGAUGUUUGAGAAACAACAGAAGUUACAAGAGAACAAGAGCUCUUCCUCAGAGCUAUCACCAAAGCAAUGUAAUGGCACAUCUGCAGAAGUAGAGUUUGGGGUCGAGACGCAAACCAGGAACCAAACUGAACCUGCUUUAGCAUCAAGGAAACGGACCAGAGAAGAUUAGUAGAUUAAAAACAUGCUUAAGGUUGAUUUGUGGAAAACCAAGAGAUGCAAUAACUCCAGUUUUGUUUUUAAAGAAAAUUGUUUCUUACUAGCUCUGUGUUUUGGUCUGUUUAGGAAGCAGUUGCUUGUAACACAAGUGAAGUACUUAAUUAUUACAAAUGCUCUCUUGUACAUAGAAUAUUGGAUUAAUCUGAUCUGAUCUGAUAAGAUGCUGUGUAGGAUUAUGGUUCACUUAUCAUCAGCUCUGUAAUGUAUUUUUUUUUUGUUUGGUUUGUCCUAUAAAUCUAUAAUCCUAUUGUGUA
Brassica napus (rape) is the source of this 1980-nucleotide messenger RNA. RefSeq names its product protein PHR1-LIKE 1. The record is from RefSeq and is a predicted model, not a curated record. Lineage: Eukaryota; Viridiplantae; Streptophyta; Magnoliopsida; Brassicales; Brassicaceae. Gene Ontology annotation, molecular function: DNA-binding transcription factor activity; DNA binding. The transcript is spliced from 6 exons. The coding region runs from base 459 to 1679 and encodes 406 amino acids.